GAAAACGGAGGCUGACGGCACAGUUACGGGCGGCGUGGCAGAGAGAGAGGCGGAGCAAGACAGAGGAAGUGGCUUAGACAUGGCAGCUUCUCCUCCUCUUUCUCCGUCACCUCACGAUCUCCUUCUUCUCCAUCAGCUCACAACCGUCACCGACAGCCGUCUAGAGGCAUAUGAAUAGUCGCCGCCAUGGGCGGAGUAACCUCCUCGAUCGCUGCGAAGUUCGCGUUCUUCCCGCCACAGCCGCCGUCGUACACGGUGGUAGCCGACACCUCCAGCGAAGGAGGUGCUUCUCAUCGGUUUUAUAUUCCCGAGGUUCCGAAGAAGGAGAACGUCGACGUUUUGAAGCUUAGAACCCGUCGAGGGAACGAAAUCGUGGCGGUUUAUGUCAAGUACCAUAAGCCAACUUGCACUAUGCUCUAUUCUCACGGAAAUGCCGCCGAUUUGGGUCAGAUGUUUGAGCUCUUCGUUGAAUUGAGUAACCGUCUUCGCCUCAAUGUUAUGGGUUAUGAUUACUCUGGUUAUGGACAGUCAACUGGAAAGCCAACUGAAUAUAAUACAUAUGCAGAUAUUGAUGCUGCAUAUAAAUGCCUAAAAGAGCAAUAUGGAGUGAAAGAUGAGCAGUUGAUACUGUAUGGCCAAUCUGUUGGUAGUGGUCCCACACUUGAUCUGGCUUCACGGUUACCAGAGUUAAGAGGUGUUGUCUUGCAUAGUCCAAUUUUGUCAGGGCUGAGAGUGUUGUACCCGGUAAAACGGACAUACUGGUUUGAUAUUUACAAGAAUAUUGACAAGAUUGGUCUGGUCAAAUGUCCAGUUUUGGUUAUACAUGGGACAGCCGACGAAGUCGUGGAUGUAUCCCAUGGGAAACAGCUCUGGGAGCUUUGCAAGGAAAAGUAUGAACCCUUGUGGGUAAGUGGUGGUGGGCAUUGUAAUCUUGAGCUUUACCCAGAAUUCAUUAAACAUCUAAAGAAAUUUGUACAGACAGUUGGAAAAUCUAAAGGAACAUCAAAUGGUUCUAAAAAGGAUACAGUAGUACAAACCAAUGACCAAACCACAGCUAGCAAUGAAGUCGUAUCUGGAACUUCGAAUGCAUCUGAGCUUAGUAAAGAUCUUCCAGAAGCUUCGAGAAACAGUUUAGAUAGCCGCCUCGAGAAGUCGAAAAAAUCAAACCAACCAGAAAAAUCACGAAUGAGCACAGACCAUGUUGAUAGGUUUAGGAGAAGAAAGGGGUUAGUUUGGUAGUGUUUGUACACAACACAGUAUCCAGAAGAAUAAAUUUUUCUUUUAAGUAUAAACGUGGCGGGUAAUCUAAUUCCAAUUCCUCAGGUAAUGAAUUCUAAAUCUAAAUGAAUGUAUUAAUGUGAGAUUUAUGCUUUCUUUGCUUAUUUAAUUGUUCCAUAAUUCAGCUGUAAUGAAUUGAAUGUCAUGUAAAAUCAAUCGUUUGAUCUAAAUGUAAUCAUAAAGAUACUUUGUUUCGGUAAAAUACCAGCUUGAUCUUCA
Molecule: messenger RNA, 1497 nt
Organism: Arachis duranensis
Lineage: Eukaryota; Viridiplantae; Streptophyta; Magnoliopsida; Fabales; Fabaceae
Exons: 6
Coding region: 187-1239 (350 amino acids)
Source: RefSeq, a predicted model, not a curated record